GAGCGGAGCCGGAGUCAGGUGACAUCGUGGCAGCGGUCGGCGUUGCGCAGUCGCAGUGGGCUGCAGUGGUCGGCGUUGCGCAGUCGCAGUGGGCUGCAGUGGUCGGCGAGGGGCUGUGAUGCGGAGACACGUUUUCCUAACGGGCCCCCCAGGUAUUGGUAAAACAACCUUAAUUCACCAAAUCAUAGAUGUAUUAAAAUCUUCUGGAGUUCCUGUUGAUGGAUUUUAUACUGAAGAAGUCAGGAAAAAUGGAAGAAGAAUUGGAUUUGAUGUUGUUACUGUAUCUGGUAAGCGAGGAACUUUGUCAAGGACUAGGAAUGAUGCAGAUGCUGCGAAUAGUGGGAGAUGUGAAUAUAGGGUUGGUCCAUAUGUAGUGGACCUACCGUCAUUCGAAUGCCUGGCUCUACCACUUCUCACUAAACUUAAUGGCAAAGAAGACAAAGAAAAAAAGGUGUAUGUAAUAGAUGAGAUAGGAAAAAUGGAGCUCUUCAGUGAACCCUUUAUCCAGGCUGUACGUCAAAUCCUAGAUGGAACCGAUGCCACUGUACUCGGAACUAUUCCGAUCCCAAAGGGAAAACCUUUGGGUCUUGUGGAAGAUAUCAGAAGCAGAAGGGAUGUUAAAAUCUUUAAUAUUUCAAGGGAUAAUAGGGACAGUAUUAUUCAAGAAAUUAUUGAAACAGUGCAAGGCUGUAGAAAGAUGAAUGGGAACUGAAGUAUCAUCAAGAACCUGAGGUUUGGGUUGUGAUAAUUAUGGCUUGUACGUGCUUCAUGAGCAGCACGAGCUUUUCAUUAGACUAUUCUUUAUCCUUUCAUCAUUUUGUUUCAAAGUAACUUUCAGAAAUGGAUAUUGAUUUAAUGUACUUCAAGUAGCUCAUCCUGCUUCCAGUGUACCAAGUGAUAAUUUGCUCAUGUGUAAAAAUGGUUAUUUUUAUUUAUACCCCUCAUUAAAGUUCAUAUUUUAAAUGUCAGUUGAAUCCUUCCUGAAUGUGUUGUUGAUCAUUGUGUAUGUAUAGCAUAUGAUUUCAAAGUUUGAAAACAUUUGUGAGGGAAAUUUAUCCUUCAUCAUGAAGUUAUUUCAAAUGCAGACAUUUUAAUAUGGGAAUGUAAGAAAUAGUUCAUUUGUUUUCGGUCUUUCGGGUAAGGAAAUUAUUUUGUCUUGAUAGUAAAAUGUAUUUAUCUCCAACUUUAAAAAGUACUAAGUGGAAGAGAUUCUGCUGCUCUUGAGUUCUGUAUUAAUAUUACUCCAGUCAUUCAAUCCUUGUAUAUUAAUAAAUUCCUGGAAAUGCUUUGAGUUAUUAUCAACAUUUCCAUGAGGCCUGUCCUUGA
Amblyraja radiata (thorny skate) is the source of this 1326-nucleotide messenger RNA. It is a transcript of the gene ntpcr, whose product is annotated as nucleoside-triphosphatase, cancer-related. Gene Ontology annotation, molecular function: ATP hydrolysis activity. Lineage: Eukaryota; Metazoa; Chordata; Chondrichthyes; Rajiformes; Rajidae. The transcript has 5 exons. The record is from RefSeq and is a predicted model, not a curated record. Bases 119 to 712 code for a protein of 197 amino acids.